Molecule: messenger RNA, 3627 nt
Organism: Adineta ricciae
Lineage: Eukaryota; Metazoa; Rotifera; Eurotatoria; Adinetida; Adinetidae
Source: the annotation of a GenBank genome assembly
AUGGUGUCAAAUGCUUUGUAUUCAGUGAUAAAUCUUGAUAUAUCUCAAAUGGAUUACAGUGAUGAUGAAGAAACAACGAAAACAGCUCAUCAUAAUAUUACUGUGGAGUUGAAAGAGAUCGCAUGUUCUCCAAUUCCAAAUAUUUGUUCUUAUGGAAUUAAACAUUUUCAAGAACUUAUCGAUACAAAAAGAUAUAAUAGAGAUGAAUAUAUGGAAAAUAUAAAUAAAUCAAUAAUUGGUCAUGAAUAUACGAAUGAAGAAUUUGAAGAUAUUGUUGAAAAAUUAGAAGCAUCUCGUGGUUAUACAAAACAAGGCAUAGUUGAUCAUUUAAAAAAAAUAGAAAAACAUCAUGGUUAUAAUAAAUCACAAAUGACAAAAAUACUAGAAAAACUUAAUGAAGCUGAUCAAUAUGCAAUAUUACAUUAUGCAACUACAUUUAAUAAUGUUCCUUUUUGUCAAAUUAUUAUCGAAAAUUAUGGUUGUCAUGUUAAUUUAAUUGGUUGGGAUGGUGAAACACCACUUCAUAUUGCUGCUCGUCUAACAGAUAUUAACAAACCAAAUCAAACUAUUGAUUCUUCUAUUUUAUUAUAUUUAUUAAAUCAAUCAAAAGUUAAUAAAGACAUUCGAGACAGUGAAGGACGAACACCUUUACAUCUUGCUAUUAUGUAUAAUUGUUAUGAAAAUGCAAAGUAUCUUAUCUCAUCUGGAGUUAAAUGUGAUAUUGGUGAUAUUCAAGGAGCUAUUCCUCUUCAUUAUGCUUGUCGUUUUCACCCAAAUAUUGAUUUAAUAAGAUUGUUUUUGAAUGAACCAAAAUUAUUUGAAUGUGAAACAAAAGAUAAAAAACGACCGAUUGAUAUCGCAGCUGAAUAUGGAAAUCUUGAUAUUCUUAAACAUUUUUUUGAGAUUGAAGAAUUAAGAAUAAUUAAUAGAAAUGAUAUUAAAAAAGGAACGGCGACAUUAAUAAAUGCUGCUGUUCGCCAUCGAGAAGAUGAAGUUUUAUCGUUUUUAAAAAGACAAUAUCAACAUAUACUUCAUCCUCAUUUAAAUACACUUCAUUUUGCUUGUCGCCAAUUACAUGGACAUAAAAUGGUUUCGCAUCUUAUUAAUAAACAUAGUAUUAUGUAUCAAGAUAAAUAUACUGGAUCUAGUCCAUUAAUGAUUGCUAUUCAACAUCGUCAAAUUGAAUGUGUUAAAGAAUUACUUUCUCAUAAAGAAUGUACACAAAAUGUUAUUGAUUUAGUUAGUUAUAUUACAUUAAGAACAGCAUUUCAUUUUUGUGCAGAAGCAAAUGAAAAAGAAAUAACAAAACUAUUAUGUCAAGCUCAUUAUAUGACUAAAAUACUUGUACUUGCUGUUGAUAUAUUAGGUGAUACUCCUCUUCAUAUUUGUGCAAAAGUUGGUAAUGCAUUUAUGAUCAAAAUAUUAUUAGAUUAUAUUAAACAAAUAUCUUCUUCAAUGAAUAUUAUUUCAUAUUCAUCAACAUCCUCAAAUAUAAAGAAUCUAAAUAAUAACAAUCGAAUACCAUUGAAAUUAUUAAGUGAUAAACAUUCUGAUAUUAAUAGACAAAUCUCUACAAAUGAAUAUAUUUAUACAAUAUUGAAUAAAAAGAAUAAAAAUAAACAUACACCACUUCAUGUAGCUAUUUAUAAUGGAAAUUUAAAUGUUAUCAAAGAAAUACUUAAAUAUUCUCACCAGUCUGUGGUCAAUGCAUGUGAUGGUCAAAAACGUACAAGUUUACAUAUGGCCGCAGAAAAAGGUCAUGCUGAUAUUUUAAGAAUACUUUUGGAACAUGAUGGUGAUGCUCAUGCAUGUGAUAUAAAUGAUUGGACACCAUUACAUGAUGCAUCACGAUGUAGUAUUCAUCAAGAUGAUAAUAAAGAACGAACUGAAUGCAUUGAAAUACUUGUUAAUUAUGGUAAAGCUAAUAUAAAUGCAUUAAAUAUUCGUCGAGAAACACCAUUACAUAUUGCAUGUGAAUAUGGUUCAAAAAAAUUAAUUAAACGUUUACGUAAAUUUGGCGCUGAUCUUUUUGCAACAAAUGUUCAAGGUUAUAAUUGUCUUGAAGUAGCUAUUGUACAACAAAAUGAAGAUGUUGUUAAAUAUUUACUUGACGAUGAAAAUGGAUUUGAUUUAAUGCGUAAUGCACAAAUUCAUGAAAAACCUAGUAGUUGGCGUUCUUUAUUUGGUAAAAGAUAUAAAGUUGAUACACCAAUGCGUAAACUUAUUCGUAAAAUGCCUAAAAUGGCUUUAUAUAUGCUUAAUAAAUGUUCAAUGACAGUUGGUCAGAGUGGAACAAGCGUCUUUAAAAUGAUUCUGGUUUUUGAACUUCUUGAAGAUCAAUAUACUGUUAAAGAUUGGGAAGAAGGUAAUUUUGGAGUUCAUAAAGAAUCUAUAGAAUCUCUAAGUACGUUAUAUACUUCAAAUAAAGUUGAUCUUGUAAGAAAUCAUCCCUUAUUUAUGAUGGAAUCUUGUGAAGUACCUGAUCUUAUGUCACAUCCAGUUAGUUCUUAUCUGAUUAAAGAAAAAUUUCAUAAAUUUGGUAUUUUUAUUUUUGGCUUAUUUGUUUUAUUAUAUCUUAUAUAUCUUAGUUUAUUUACAACAAUUAUAUUACGUACAAAAGAUCCAUCAAUAUAUUAUAAUCAAACAAAUAUUUCUAAUUUUGAUAAUUCAUUAUGUUUUAAUGUUUCACAAAUAUUAAAUAAAAAUUUAUUAGAUAUAAGUGGAAGAAAAACAACAAUUGAUUUUAUAUUAAAAUAUUUCUUUUAUAUUAUUAUUUGGCUACAUAUUUUGAAAAAUAUUUUAAUAAUUAUUGAAAUUAUACAAAUUAGUUUUAUUAAAACUUGGGCAAAUUGGUCAGAAAUGAUUGCCGUUAUAUUAAGUUUUUUAUUUAUUUAUGAUAAAACUUAUCAAAUGAAUCUAACAUUUCGUUGUCCAUAUCAAUGGCAAUAUGGAGCAAUUUCUUUACUUUUUAGUUGGAUAUGUUUACUUCAUUAUAUUCAAUUUAUACCUAUUAUUGGAAUUUAUGUUUCUGUACUUUGGGUUAUUUGUAAAAAAUUUAUGAAAUUUUUGAUUGUUUUAAUCAUUUUAAUUAGUGGAUUCAGUUUUACUUUUUAUAUGAUUUUUAAUAAUUUUAAUGAAUUUAAUAAUGUUGGUUUAUCUUAUCUCAAAACAGCAUUAAUGUUAACAGGAGAAAUGACUUAUGAAGAUCAAAUGUAUAAUAAUGAUACAAUUGCAUAUUAUAAACUUGGACAUUUUAUUUAUUUAAUAUUUGCUGUUUUAAUGAGUAUUUUAGUUACAAAUCUUCUUAUUGGUUUAGCAGUAGGUGAUAUUCCACCAUUAAUGAAACAAGCCAAAGAUGAACGAAAUAAAUUAUUUUUUGAGCUUGUUGCUAAUUUUGAAAUUCUUCGUUAUCAUUUAUCAUCAUUAUUUCUUUGGUAUUAUAAAUCUAAUAAUGAUACGAUUAAUUAUACUUUUCAAGAUUUAAAUCAAAAAACGAAAUUUCAACAAUUAACAUAUUGGUUAUCAAAAUUUCUUUUAGGUUCAACAAAUAAAAAUAAUGAAUUAAUUUCAAAUGCUUAUGAUCAUAUUAAACAACAAACUUUAAUCUUACGAAAUCUUAGAAAAUAA